Messenger RNA from Dipodomys ordii (Ord's kangaroo rat), 3575 nucleotides. It is a transcript of the gene Git2, whose product is annotated as G protein-coupled receptor kinase interacting ArfGAP 2. Gene Ontology annotation, molecular function: protein binding; GTPase activator activity. Lineage: Eukaryota; Metazoa; Chordata; Mammalia; Rodentia; Heteromyidae. The record is from RefSeq and is a predicted model, not a curated record. Gene Ontology annotation, biological process: regulation of ARF protein signal transduction; brain development. Bases 171 to 2444 code for a protein of 757 amino acids. The transcript is spliced from 20 exons.
CCGCCCCGCGCGUGCGCGUUGCGCUGCGGCUUGUGAGGCGCUGAGGGGAGAGGCGCCGCUGCCAGCGCUGCCGCCGCGACCCGUUAGAGCGGAAGCGCUGCCGCCGCCUCAGCCGCAGUUGCCUUGGCUGUCCUGGGGUCCCUGGGUCCCGGCAGGUGGAGGCUGGAGCCAUGUCGAAGCGGCUCCGGAGCAGCGACGUGUGUGCUGACUGCAGCGGGCCGGAUCCUUCCUGGGCAUCAGUAAAUAGGGGAACUUUUAUAUGUGACGAGUGUUGCAGCGUUCAUCGGAGUCUAGGGCGUCAUAUCUCCCAAGUAAGGCAUCUUAAACACACGCCGUGGCCUCCAACACUGCUUCAGAUGGUUGAGACCUUGUAUAACAAUGGUGCUAACUCUAUAUGGGAGCAUUCUUUGCUGGACCCUGCCUCUAUUAUGAGUGGAAGACGUAAAGCUAAUCCACAGGAUAAAGUACAUCCCAAUAAAGCAGAAUUCAUCAGAGCCAAGUAUCAGAUGUUAGCAUUUGUCCACCGCUUGCCCUGCCGUGAUGAUGACAGUGUCACUGCCAAAGACCUUAGUAAGCAACUUCAUUCAAGCGUGAGAACAGGGAAUCUUGAAACCUGUCUGAGACUGCUAUCUUUAGGAGCCCAGGCCAACUUCUUUCAUCCCGAAAAAGGAAACACCCCACUCCAUGUCGCCUCAAAAGCAGGACAGAUUUUACAAGCUGAGUUGUUGGCAGUAUAUGGCGCUGACCCAGGCACCCAGGAUUCUAGUGGGAAAACUCCUGUUGAUUAUGCAAGGCAAGGAGGGCACCAUGAACUGGCAGAGCGCCUUGUAGAAAUACAGUAUGAGCUGACUGACAGACUGGCCUUCUAUCUCUGUGGCAGGAAACCAGAUCACAAAAAUGGACAGCACUUUAUAAUACCUCAAAUGGCAGACAGCAGCCUGGAUUUGUCUGAAUUGGCAAAAGCUGCUAAGAAGAAACUUCAGUCUCUAAAUAAUCAUUUGUUUGAAGAACUUGCCAUGGAUGUUUACGAUGAAGUUGACAGGCGAGAGACUGAUGCAGUCUGGCUUGCCACGCAAAACCACAGCACCCUGGUAACUGAGACAACCGUCGUCCCCUUUCUUCCGGUCAAUCCUGAGUACUCAUCAACACGAAACCAGGGCAGACAGAAGUUAGCUCGAUUUAAUGCCCAUGAGUUUGCUACGCUGGUCAUCGACAUCCUCAGUGACGCCAAGAGGAGACAGCAGGGCAGUCCUCUCUCCAGUUCAAAAGACAAUGUGGAGCUCAUACUGAAAACAAUCAAUAACCAGCACAGUAUUGAGAGUCAAGAUAAUGACCAGCCAGACUAUGACAGUGUGGCAUCAGAUGAAGACACCGAUUUGGAGACCACAGCAAGCAAGGCAAACAGACAAAAGAGCCUAGAUUCAGAUUUAUCAGAUGGACCAGUCACUGUGCAGGAAUUUAUGGAGGUCAAAAACGCCCUAGUGGCUUCUGAGGCCAAGAUACAACAGCUAAUGAAGGUGAAUAACAACUUGAGUGACGAGCUGAGAAUUAUGCAGAAAAAGCUUCAAACACUUCAGAGUGAGAACUCGAGCCUCAGGAAACAGGCCACAACCAAUGUCUAUCAAGUGCAGACUGGUUCUGAGUACCCAGACACUUCCAACCACUCCUCCUUAAAGCGACGUCCAUCUGCCCGGGGCAGUAGGCCCAUGUCCAUGUAUGAGACGGGAUCAGGUCAGAAACCAUAUCUCCCAAUAGGAGAAGCAAACCAUCCUGAGGAAAGCAGGACAAGACUCCAGCCUUUCCCUGCACACAUUGGGAGGAGUGCGCUUGUGACCUCCUCUUCGUCUCUGCCUUCCUUCCCCUCCACACUUUCCUGGUCGAGGGAUGAGAGCGCCCGAAGGGCUUCCAGGCUGGAGAAGCAGAACAGCACACCUGAAAGUGACUAUGACAACACUCCCAAUGACAUGGAGCCAGAUGACAUGGGGUCAAGCCGGAAAGGAAGGCAACGGAGCAUGGUAUGGCCAGGUGAUUGCUCAGUGCCAGACUUGGCAGAACCCCAUAUAAGCCCCAUGCUCCCCAGCACUGAAGAUGUCAUCCGGAAAACUGAGCAGAUCACCAAAAACAUACAGGAGCUCCUAAGAGCAGCCCAGGAAAACAAGCAUGACAGCUAUACUCCCUGCUCUGAGAGGAUACAUGGCGCUGUUACAGAAAUGGCAGUCUUGUUCCCCAAAAAACCCAAAUCUGACACGGUGAGGACUUCCCUUCGUUUACUGACAUCCAGUGCCUACCGGCUCCAGUCAGAGUGCAAGAAGGCCCUCCCAGGGGAAUCUGGCUCACCCACAGACGUGCAGCUGGUCACCCAGCAGGUCAUCCAGUGUGCAUACGACAUUGCCAAGGCGGCCAAACAGCUGGUCACCAUCACCACCAAAGAGAACAACAACUGAACACCGGGGUGCUGUCCCUUCUAUUUUCUAGGCUUUUUUAAGUCUGACUUCAAAUUUCAACAUGGAACUCUUCAGAUUUUUACAAGAACAAGCAUUUAAUGACAAUUUAAGAAAACUUUUUAAGAGAAAACUCAGUAUUAUUUUUGCAUGUUUUCUAACAAAUUUUCAACUAUUAAUUUAACCCACUUGCCUUAUUUUGUGCCUGUUUUCCAGUUAAGUUCCUGGAGUUCUAUUGUCAGCAAGUGUUGAGAUCAUGAGCAUAUACAUUCAGAAAUAGUUCCAUCACUCAGAGUUUGUUAAACUUUUCCAUCCCUUAAAACUUCCAGUGUAUGUGUAAAACUAUAAGUGGGAUUUUUACUAAAACAUUUUCUUGACAAAGUUGGAUUUAAAAAAAAAAACAUUAUCUUUUCUCUAACAAGCAUCGUGCAAUAAGUGAAUUUUCCAACCUACUGCAAAAUCUCUUUAAGUUUGGGGUAUCUCCAAGCAUGUAUGUAGAGAAAGGACUUUGCCACUUUCUAAAAAUAGUAUAACAACCUCUUGAGAGGAAACAAGGAAUUGUUCCAUUUUGUAUCAUGUUAAGUGUUCUAUUAUUUAACUUUUUUAAAAAUCUUGGUUUUUCUAUCUGUUCAUAUUUUACCCUUUUCCUGAAAUUUCCCUAGAGUCUGUAAAGCUUUUGUCACAUCAUGUCCCAUUUGACCGUAUUCAGGGCAGGAGCACAACCCAUCUAUCCACUGUCAAGGGUUCUGCCCACUGUCUGCCCCAAACCAGACAAUUCCUUCAGUCUAUCCAUAGCAGAUCUCUACUACCCAUUCAUUCACAUACUACUGCCAUAAACUGACAUUGUAUUGUACCUUUCAUCCAAACACCUUUGACCACUUACAGCUUCCUCAAGUGAGCUGCUUUUUGCUUGUCUCCUCAUCUGUAAGGACCUCUUCCAAGGUAAGAGACAGUCAUCUGAGUUUAUCUUUAUCUAACUUUAUCUCCUCUUUCUUCCCCCUGCUCCUUCCCAUACCCUUCUGGUAUUUAGGAAUUACACAUCAACUUUCAAGAAUUCCUGGGCUAGGAAUGCCCUAAUGGUGUGUGUGUAGCAUGCAUAAAGCCGUGGGUUCCAUCCCCAACACUGCAGGAAAA